AUGGGGACCUGUGCUCUCGGAGGGACGCGGCUGCUCGGCGGCUCUGUGGAGGCUGAGGCUUUGGACCUGAAACUGGGUUUUCUGCUGUCGGGGGAGGAAACAGAUGCCUUACUAGCAGACCUGGAGUCUACCACUUCACACAUAUCCAAACGACCAGUGUUCCUAGUGGAGGAAACGCCUUACUCCUAUCCAACUGGAAACCACACAUACCAGGAGAUCUCCGUGCCGCCCCCGGUGCCACCACCACCUUCUAGCGAAGCACUCAAUGGCACCGUGAUUGACCCCUUAGACCAGUGGCAGCCCAACGCGUCCAGAUACGUCCACCAGCAACCCCAGUCCCAGUCUCCUAUAUACAGCUCUAGUGCCAAAAGCUCCAGCGCCUCCGUUCCCAGGGACGGGCUCAGCUCUCCUUCCUCCCGUGCCGGUGAAGAGGAACACGUCUACAGUUUUCCCAACAAGCAGAAGUCUGCAGAACCAUCUCCCACGAUGACAAGCUCCUCGCUGGGCAGCAAUCUCUCAGAACUGGACAGGCUUCUCCUGGAACUGAAUGCUGUUCAGCACAAUCCCCCCAGUGGCUUCCCAGCAGACGAAGCUGGCAGAAGCCCAUCAUUGACCAGCGCAACCGGACCUCACUAUGUUAUCCCAGAAGGCAGCAGCUCUGUGGGAGGGAAGGCUGCUCCCCCUACAAAAGAAAAGCCAAAGCGAAACGGUGGACGUGGGAUCGAAGAUGUGCGUCCCAGUGUGGAGAGCCUGCUGGACGAGCUGGAGAGCUCUGUGCCCAGUCCAGUCCCUGCAAUCACUGUGAGCCAAGGCGAGGUGAGCAGCCCCCAGCGGGUCACGGCCAGCCAGCAGCAGACUCGUAUAUCUGCCUCAUCAGCCACCCGAGAACUGGAUGAACUGAUGGCCUCUCUCUCUGACUUCAAGUUCAUGGCACAGGGCAAAGCCGGGAGCAGCUCCCCUCCAACCGCAGCCCCCAAGCCUGGCAGCCAGCUGGACACCAUGCUGGGAAGUCUCCAGUCCGACCUGAACAAACUGGGAGUGGCUACAGUUGCCAAAGGUGUCUGCGGAGCCUGCAAGAAACCCAUCGCGGGGCAGGUAGUUACAGCCAUGGGGAAGACCUGGCACCCUGAGCACUUCGUCUGCACCCACUGCCAGGAGGAGAUUGGGUCCCGGAACUUCUUUGAGCGGGAUGGUCAGCCCUACUGCGAGAAGGAUUAUCACAACCUCUUCUCCCCUCGCUGCUACUACUGCAACGGGCCGAUCCUUGAUAAAGUGGUAACAGCUUUGGACAGGACGUGGCACCCUGAACACUUCUUCUGUGCCCAAUGUGGAGCUUUCUUUGGACCUGAAGGGUUUCAUGAGAAGGAUGGCAAAGCCUAUUGCCGCAAGGACUACUUUGACAUGUUCGCUCCCAAGUGCGGCGGCUGUGCCCGGGCCAUCCUGGAAAACUAUAUCUCUGCCUUGAACACCCUGUGGCACCCUGAAUGCUUUGUCUGUCGGGAAUGUUUUACACCAUUCAUCAAUGGCAGCUUCUUCGAGCAUGACGGGCAGCCCUACUGCGAGGUGCAUUACCACGAGCGCCGCGGCUCGCUGUGCUCUGGGUGCCAGAAGCCUAUCACAGGACGCUGCAUCACUGCGAUGGGCAAGAAAUUUCACCCCGAACACUUUGUCUGUGCCUUCUGCCUCAAGCAGCUCAACAAAGGAACCUUCAAAGAACAAAAUGACAAGCCCUACUGUCAGAACUGCUUUCUCAAACUCUUCUGUUAGAGGCAUCAUAGAUGGGAGCUAAGCAUCUUUCUGCCACCCCCUUGGCAGUUCUGUCUCUUUGAACAUUACUGUGAUUUAGAAAUUUUUACCAGGCAGGGGAGGAGGGGAGGGGGGUGGGAGUGCUUGCUGCUGCUCUGUAGAGCAGUAGACCCGCAGAUGAGAUGGACCAUUAAACUGGAAAUGCCCUUGCUAUAUCUGAGCAGAGAGAGGCUGAGUCCCCUCGUUACAGUGUGUGUGUCUGUGCGAGGCUGGCAGCCGAGCUGAGCCCCAGGACUCAGGCAGGGAGCUCUUACCCAGCCCCCUCAGCCUGUGUCAUG
This is a messenger RNA of Tinamus guttatus (white-throated tinamou), 2084 nucleotides long. Lineage: Eukaryota; Metazoa; Chordata; Aves; Tinamiformes; Tinamidae. The record is from RefSeq and is a predicted model, not a curated record.